Sclerotinia borealis F-4128 is the source of this 990-nucleotide messenger RNA. NCBI's taxonomy places the organism in Eukaryota, Fungi, Ascomycota, Leotiomycetes, Helotiales, Sclerotiniaceae. The record is from the annotation of a GenBank genome assembly.
AUGGAUCCUCCACCACCCGGCUCGUCCCAUGGACAGCAGCAGCAGCAACCCGCUUCACAACAACGUCCUGCUGCCCAGCCUAUUUACGAUACAAGUCAAGGCGGUCAUUAUGGUGCCAGUGCUUUGUUAUCUCAACAAGGUUUCGCGCCCGUUGCGGAUUUCUACACUGGAGCGUGGGCAAAUGUCAACCAAGGUCUGCAUGGGCAAUACAAGGACAUUCUCACAACCUAUUGGCAACAAAUCAUCAAUCAUCUCGAGGGUGAUACCCAUGACUACAAGCUUCAUCAACUUCCCCUCGCACGUAUCAAGAAAGUCAUGAAGGCCGACCCCGAUGUAAAGAUGAUUUCCGCCGAAGCCCCAAUCCUGUUCGCCAAGGGAUGUGAUAUCUUCAUCACGGAACUCACUAUGCGAGCAUGGAUCCACGCCGAGGAGAAUAAGCGUCGAACUUUGCAACGAUCGGAUAUUGCUUCUGCAUUGGCCAAGUCAGACAUGUUUGAUUUCCUGAUUGAUAUUGUUCCUCGUGAAGAAGCCGCAGCUCAUGCAAAGAGACCUUCUGGCUCGGGGCAAGCUGCAGCACAAAUUCCCGGUGCUGCUCCCGGUGCAGCACAGCUUCCUCCUCAACAGUCCAAUAUCCCUCAACAGCCUAGUCACCCCUCCCACCCACAAUCUAUGCCUCAAGAUUAUUCUCUUAGUGGCCAUGGCAUUGCUCCUGAACAGGAUCCAUAUCGCCACCAACCCAACAUGUAUCAACCACAAGUUCCUCCAGGUCAACCCGGUCAGUAUGGCGCACAGCAGCCAAUGUAUGGUGAGAUGGGUGAGAUAUAUGGAUAUCCAGCCAUGCCGCCACCCCAACAACAAAUGUACCAAGUCCCGCAUCAACCCCGACAAGAUCCAUCUGUUGGCACCGACGCAGCACAUCAUUAUGCGCGCCAGGAAGGUGGUGAAGGUGAUGCUGAUGCUGAAGGCGAGCGCGAUUAUGAGGUUGGAUAA